AUAGUGACAUCAAAACAAACCUGAUUGCGAAACGUAUUGUUUACAGUUUUCCAUAUACAUUUUCCUGUUACUUUGCGCAAGAAAAGCAUUUAAACAUGAUUCGCGUUAGAUCCGUAUUAUCUUCUGUUCUUAAUCUGCAGCGUCAAGUGCAUACGACCAGUGUCAGAUCGCUGAACCUGGUUCCAAUUGUGGUUGAACAGACGGGUCGAGGAGAGCGAGCAUACGAUAUCUUUUCCCGGCUUCUGAAGGAACGUAUUAUCUGUUUAAUGGGCCCCAUCCAUGACGAUCUCAGCUCCCUGAUUGUGGCUCAGUUGCUGUUCCUGCAGUCCGAAAACGGAACGAAACCAAUCCAUAUGUACAUCAACUCUCCGGGAGGCAGUGUCACUGCUGGGUUGGCCAUUUACGACACAAUGCAAUACGUAAAACCACCGGUAGCAACGUGGUGUGUUGGCCAGGCCUGUUCGAUGGGCUCACUCUUGUUGGCUGCUGGCGCCCCAGGAAUGCGUCAUUCAUUGCCCAAUGCCAGGAUCAUGAUCCAUCAACCCUCUGGUGGUGCCCAGGGACAGGCUACCGAUAUCCAAAUCCAGGCCGAAGAAAUACUCAAACUAAAGAAACAGUUAACAGAUAUCUACGCCAAGCACACCAAGACUGAAUACGAUGUGCUGCAUUCUAAAAUGGAGCGAGACACGUUCUUAAGCCCUGAAGAAGCUCAAAAGUUAGGAAUCAUAGAUACUGUACUGGAACAUCCUCCUUCCACAACGGAAACUUCCUCUUAAUGGUGUAGGAUAUUGAAAAAGCCUAAUACGUUGACAAUUCAGAAGAUAUAUAUUACUUUUGAUUCCACAUUGAAUGAUUAUAAAUAGUAAUUGAAAUUAUGAAA
Molecule: messenger RNA, 880 nt
Organism: Uranotaenia lowii
Lineage: Eukaryota; Metazoa; Arthropoda; Insecta; Diptera; Culicidae
Gene: ClpP
Product: ATP-dependent Clp protease proteolytic subunit, mitochondrial
Exons: 2
Coding region: 96-776 (226 amino acids)
Biological process (GO): protein quality control for misfolded or incompletely synthesized proteins
Cellular component (GO): endopeptidase Clp complex
Molecular function (GO): ATPase binding; ATP-dependent peptidase activity; serine-type endopeptidase activity
Source: RefSeq, a predicted model, not a curated record